GGACUGCCACUGGUGGCUUCCAUACGGGAGAGUGCUUCUCUAUUUCUCUAACUUUCUUCACCUUUUUACUCCUCUCCUCUUAUUUAAACCUCUGCAUACACAACUGUGUCUUCCCCUUCUCUGCGCUUUUGAACCCUCUCCUUUCCUUUCACUUUAAACCCUCUCUCUCUCUCUCUCUCUCCUCUCUCUCUCUCUCUCGUGUCCGAGUGAGAUGGCAAAGGGACCAGGUGAUGACGCGUUAGGACCCCUGAAAUACCAGACUUGGGUCUUGAAAGUCUCUAUCCAUUGUGAAGGCUGCAAGAAAAAGGUCAAGAAAGCUCUUCAUAACAUUGAUGGUGUGUAUACCACAGACAUUGAUUGUCAGCAACAUAAAGUAACAGUAACUGGAAAUGUGGAUGCGGAGACACUGAUCAAGAAGUUGGCGAAAACCGGGAAGCACGCAGAGCUUUGGCCAGAAAUUGUUGAAAAAAAAGAGAAAAAUCCCGGAAAAUCCAAAAACAAGAAAAAAAAUGACCCUGAAAGUAGCGAAAAAGUUAGUGAUGAUGAUCAACAUAAGAAUCUAGAAGAGGAAAUUGAAAACCCCAACAAAAAUAGUGGUGAUGAGUCUCCAGAGGAGGAUGAAAAGGGUGGUGAAAAUAAGGAGGCCGCUCAGGCUACUGGUGGUGGCAAUGGAGGUAAAAAGAAGAAAAAGGACAAAAAGGGUAACAACAAUGACGGUGAAAAUGGUGGGGAUGCACUGGGCGGCACUGAAUCUCCUUCACCUACCAAUGGUGUGGGCCCACUAAUUGGGUCAGUGAAUCUCGGCCCUCCAUUUCAUCCAGUGUACCCCUACCCACCACCCUAUUAUCCACCUCCAGCUUAUGGACUGAGUUACAAUACGGCAUAUCCUAGUACUAGCUCUUCGUAUUACGUCCCACCGGUGCUUGCAUACACGCAGCCACGCAUAGAUUAUCCACCAGCUCCACCAUCUGAUUCAAUUUAUGCGUUCAGCAACAAUAAUCAUGCUGAUUAUUAUUAUGAUGAUGAUGAUGAUGAGAGUGGUUGCUCAAUCAUGUGACUAAAUUGUCAUGAUAUGAGAGGGGUAUAUGUAAGAUUAUAUUAUAUAUAUGUUUCAGUAGUAUAUGAAGGAAAUUGGGGAGUAAUUCUGUAGAUGGAAAAUUUAAUGUGAGAUUUGAUGGAAAUAAAAGAGCUGUUUUAUGGUUUGUUUUUAUUUA
Messenger RNA from Camellia sinensis, 1214 nucleotides. RefSeq lists its product as uncharacterized. Gene Ontology annotation, molecular function: metal ion binding. Lineage: Eukaryota; Viridiplantae; Streptophyta; Magnoliopsida; Ericales; Theaceae. The record is from RefSeq and is a predicted model, not a curated record.